Messenger RNA from Encephalitozoon hellem ATCC 50504, 894 nucleotides. RefSeq names its product ubiquitin carboxyl-terminal hydrolase. Gene Ontology annotation, biological process: protein deubiquitination. The record is from RefSeq and is a predicted model, not a curated record. The coding region runs from base 1 to 894 and encodes 297 amino acids. The transcript has a single exon. NCBI's taxonomy places the organism in Eukaryota, Fungi, Microsporidia, Unikaryonidae. Gene Ontology annotation, molecular function: cysteine-type deubiquitinase activity.
AUGGUAGUACAGGAGAAAAAAUCCAAUCUCCCUCCAAAAGGAUUAAAGAAUAAGGGAAAUACUUGUUUCUUCAAUUCUGCAAUGCAGUGUAUUUUGUCCAUUAGCGAGCUUAACGCCUUUUAUCGGGACACCCUUUUUCCAAGGGAGAAGAAGAUAUCUAAUGCAUUCAAACAAUUUAUACUUGAGUAUGAAGAUUCGGCACAGUCCUGUGACCCAAGAAACCUCAUCAGCGUAUUUAACACAAAGAUGAAGCUGUUCAAUGGGAUGCAGCAGGACUCUCACGAGUUUCUUAUUCAGUUUAUCGAUUUGCUGUAUACAGAGUUUGAUUGGAAUAAAGAUGUGUUUACAACAAUAGAUGAAUUUGAGGAAGCCCGGAAGCAGAAUCUGAUUGCAAAAACAUUACUUUCAAUGGAUAGACAGAUACUAAUAUGCGAGAUGUGUAAAUACUCUUCUACAACAAUUGUCACGAAUAGUACCAUUCUUAUUGAACCCUAUGCAUCAGUUCAGGAAGGAAUAGAUCGGUAUUACGAAGAGGUGAUGCUUGAGGGAGAAGAUAGCUGGAAAUGCGAUAAAUGUGGAAAGAAGAAGGGCACUAUAAAGAGGAUGGAAAACCUUAUACAUCCAGAAGUCCUGAUAGUGCAUAUAUCAAGAUUCCAUCCACGAGGAUCAAAAGACACGGCAAGUGUCGACAUUAGCGCCACUUUGUCUUUUAACAAUAGAAAGUACAGCCUCUUCGGGGUUGUGUGCCACACCGGAACUCUGAGUGGGGGACACUACUUUGCAGAGGCCAAAAGGUCAGGUACAUGGAGGAUCUACAACGAUGAACAAGUGACAAAAGGCUUCAAGGGCUACAAUGGAUCACAUCCCUACAUGGCUUUCUACACUCUUUGGUAG